Messenger RNA from Meleagris gallopavo (turkey), 408 nucleotides. Lineage: Eukaryota; Metazoa; Chordata; Aves; Galliformes; Phasianidae. The record is from RefSeq and is a predicted model, not a curated record.
GUUUUUCUUCCAAUAUGUGUUUUUUGCAGUGACACUGAGAGCCGAAAAUUAUGCAAGAAGAUGAAAGUAGAUCCUAAUUCAAAGGAGAAAGGAGUGGAAUUACUCCAUUAUAAGGAUGGUGCAUUUCAUACUGAAUAUAACAGAGCUGUCACCUUGAAGUCUAUUGUGGCCUUUCUCAAAGAUCCAGAAGGCGCUCCAUUGUGGGAGGAAGAUCCUGAAGCCAAAGACAUUGUGCAUGUUGACAGUGAAAAGGAAUUACGAAGGCUUCUGAAGAAGGAAGACAGACCCCUUCUGAUGAUGUUCUAUGCCCCAUGGUGUGGUGUUUGUAAGAGAAUGAUGCCGUCUUUUCAGCAGGCAGCCACAGAACUGAAGGGUAAAUAUGUAAGUGAGAAGAUAAAAUUUAUAUGA